AUGCCAGCUAAUGGGAAAUCACCCCAGAGGUUUCCUGCCCUGGUUCCAGGAAAACCUGGUGGAUCAUUUGAGGGAUCCGUGUCAUUCGAAGAUGUGGCUGUGGAUUUUACCCGACAGGAGUGGCACAGACUGGAUCUUGCCCAGAGGACCAUGCACAGGGAUGUGAUGCUGGAGAACUACAGCAACCUGGCAUCUGUGGGCCUCUGCGUGGCCAAACCAGAGAUGAUCUUCAAGUUGGAGCGAGGGGAAGAACUGUGGAUAUUAGAGGAGGAAUCCUCAGACCAUGGUUACACAGGCUCUUUUUCACUGCCAGGUGCCAACAGUUCUGUUUGGGGUAAUUGCCUCAGGCAUGAUAGUGACCUUCAGCAUUGGAAGAUUCAAACUUUGGAUCAAACUGUUGAAUAUCAGAAAGCCUUCUACAAGAGAACGAGCUUUGUUGGACACAAAAGAACACACACAGGAGAGAGAAACUUUGAAUGUAAUGAAUGUGGGAAAACUUACUGCAGGAAAUCAAACCUUAUUGAACAUCUGAGAAUACACACAGGGGAGAGACCCUAUAAAUGUGGUGAAUGUGCAAAAACCUUUAGUGCAAGAUCAUACCUCAUUGCUCAUCAGAAAACUCACACAGGAGAGAAGCCCUUUGAAUGUGAUGAAUGUGGAAAAUCUUUUGGCAGGAAGUCACAACUCAUUCUACAUCAGAGAACACACACAGGAGAGAGACCCUAUGAAUGUACUGAGUGUGGGAAAACCUUUUCUGAGAAGGCAACCCUCAUGAUUCAUCAGAGAACUCACACAGGGGAGAAACCCUAUGAAUGUGGCGAAUGUGGGAAAACAUUUCGUGUUAAGAUAUCUCUUACUCAACAUGAGCGAACUCACACAGGGGAGAAACCCUAUGAAUGUGGUGCUUGUGGGAAAAACUUUGGUGCAAAAAAAUCCCUAAACCAACAUCAAAGAAUUCAUACAGGUGAGAAACCCUAUAAAUGUGGUGAAUGUGGGAAAUUUUUCAGAUUGAAGAUGACUCUCAAUAAUCACCAGAGAACUCAUACGGGUGAAAAACCCUACCGGUGUAAUGAAUGUGGGAAAUCUUUCAGUGUGCACUCAUCUCUUGGAAUACAUCAGCGAAUUCACACAGGAGAGAAACCUUAUGAAUGUAACAAAUGUGGUAAUGCCUUCUAUGUCAAAGCACGCCUCAUUGAACAUCAGAGAAUGCAUUCAGGAGAAAAACCCUAUGAAUGUAGUGAAUGUGGAAAAAUUUUCAGUAUGAAGAAAUCCCUUUGUCAGCACCAGAGAACUCACACAGGAGAGAAACUUUGUGAAUGAAGAAAUGCCUUCUCUGAGAAAGUAUGCCUCAUAACACAGGAGAGACCCUUUGAAUGUCAAGAAUGUGGGAAAGCUUUCUGCCAGAAGGCACACCUCACAGAACAUGAGAGAACUCACUUAGGCCAGCCCUUACUGUGGAGAAAGCUUCUCUGA
This is a messenger RNA of Budorcas taxicolor (takin), 1473 nucleotides long. It is a transcript of the gene ZNF157, whose product is annotated as zinc finger protein 157. Gene Ontology annotation, biological process: regulation of transcription by RNA polymerase II. Gene Ontology annotation, molecular function: RNA polymerase II cis-regulatory region sequence-specific DNA binding; DNA-binding transcription factor activity, RNA polymerase II-specific. The record is from RefSeq and is a predicted model, not a curated record. NCBI's taxonomy places the organism in Eukaryota, Metazoa, Chordata, Mammalia, Artiodactyla, Bovidae.